GUGUUUUGAAGACAAUAUCUAUGGAUUUUGGGGUUAAAUUAAAUUAGUUUACUCAUUUCUAUGUUUUUUUGGUUUUGAUUGAGUUCGCUGUUGUGGUUGCCUUUGAAUUAAUAUGGAUUUUGAUAUUUUAGGAGUAUUUUUUGCGAGUCUGGGUUUUGCGCGAUCAAUUAGAAAAGGUUCAAGGUUGUUUAUAUGGAUGAGCCUAGCACUGGACUCGAUCCAGCUUCAAGACAUAAUCUAUACGGGCAAAACAAAGAAAAGAGGGAUCAUCCUGACAAAUAGCCACAGACUGCGGAUAAUAAGUUGGAUUGAUGGCACAGGACAGCUAUCAGCUACAUUUGACUUCACAACCAAGGGAGUUCUUCAGGAAGCUGUCAAGGGACAAUUAUGGAGAUUAUGUGAUCCCCAAGGGAAGCCACCAGGUGUAAUACAGUAGUACAGCUAGCUAGUUCCCAUAUUUAACUUGUGUCUAGUAGAAAUUCUUCCUUCAUUAAGAAUGUGGACUUGUUUGCAGAUUCAAAUUAGUAGAUAUGGGCCAUUUUGAACUGAUGCUCAUGAUUAGGUUUGUGUACAUGAGACAAUGAUGGAUUAGUGGAAAUUGUAAUGAAUGAUUUUGGA
Molecule: messenger RNA, 618 nt
Organism: Rosa chinensis
Lineage: Eukaryota; Viridiplantae; Streptophyta; Magnoliopsida; Rosales; Rosaceae
Product: alpha-amylase isozyme 3E-like
Exons: 4
Coding region: 113-436 (107 amino acids)
Source: RefSeq, a predicted model, not a curated record